CCAGCAUCUUUGAGUGGUGUCAGCUCAAAAAUGAUCCUUCCUUUGUGAUAAUUUCAAAUAACAAUGACUUUUCCCCACUCACAAAGGGUUUGUGUGCAUGUUACCAUAACAGCCAGUUUAAUAGGCCUGCCACAAAGCCGUGUAAUUGUUCUGUAGUUUUCUCACUGCUGCUGGAAAGAAAAAGAGCUGCUCAUUUUGACACGGCAAAGAAAAAGCUUUAAAUAUUAAUACGCUUUUUGAGAGAUGUUUGGACAGAUAUCAGACACGAUUCUCAAAGGUGCUUAUAUUCAAAUUUCAGAAUGUGGAAAGAGAAGACGACGAGGAUAGUCAAAGUAGAAAAACAUGAGCCAGACACUUGUCCGAUGAUUGUGGGUAAAGUAGAAAAAUCAACUCCCAGGACGACAACUGUGAAGUCAAAGGAGAAGCCUGAAGUUACCACAUCACACAGCAAAUGUCUCACUACUACAUGUGAGACAUCAGGCAAUAUAAUGAGACUUUGGGUCAACUUGAUGCCUGUUUUGGCAGCAGCCAAGGAGCCCGUGGAGGAAGAGGAGGGCGAAGAGGAGCACAACAGCUGUACAAGUGAGAAGGAACCAGAAACCAGCAGCAAAAACGACCAAUCAGUGAAGCAAAGACUCGACUCUUACACAGGAUUAAAUUUGAACCCGGACUCCAAACAAACUCUAAAUCCUCGGUUUGUGCUGCCACCUAUAACUGAACCUAAACCAGCUCCUGAGACUAAGCAUUGCCACACAUCUCUACCUCCCAUCAGGUUAUCUGAGAAAAGUAGGCCCAUCUCUUCAAACUUCACAAUAAAAGGCUGUGGAGGCGAUGAAUUAGUUACGUGCAAGGUGCCAGACAGCAGGCCUUGGAUAGAGGAUCCCCUGUUCUCUAGAAGUAGAUCUGCUGAGUUUCAUCUUCCUGACAUCUCCUUGUCCAGUCUGGACGCCCUGCUGCAGACAGUCACACAGAAACUAGGGAGGAAGAGGAGAGGUGGUUGUGAAGGACCGUGGAGACAUGUCCACUCUGAUCGUCUCCUUGCGGCUGUUCGUGAGCAACAUUUGAGAGAGACGAGUGUUGGGCAACAAAUUGGCCGCUGCACAGAUAAUGGAAACCUGGCAGACAUUGAAGCAGCACCUGUAACAUCAGCAGGUGGACGCAGUGUAAACAGACAGAGGGGCCUCCCCCCACCCAUCCUCACUAUGGCAAAGAAAAACCUCCAGACUUCCAACACACUGCAGUAAUUCACCACAAACAACAAACUGGACUCACAACACACAGCACAGUAUCUUAAAAAUGUUACAGGAAAGGAUAUACUUUUAUUUUCCUUCAAAACAUUCACAACAGACAUAUACCUGCUUUUUUUAAAUCUAUGCUAGCAUAUCUCAUAGUAGAUGCAUAAAUUACUGUUCAAGUAGAACUUUUCAAGCAUAAUAAAAGUACAUUCAGUAGUAUAGACUUUCUUUCCAAAAUGAGACAUUUUAAUCCAGCUUAAUGUUUAGGUUUUGCGUUAUUUCAGCUUUUUCAAUACAUCAAACCUCUUAAAACAUUAUAUUGUAAUGUAACAGUUUACAUUUUAGAAUGAAACCCGUCUGAUGCUUUGUUUUGUCUCAUGCCUAUAGAUACUAAUCUUCUGAUUAUGUAACACUGCAUCACAGUGCAGUAACAACCUGCUUUGAACAUUCGAUCUGCUGUGUCAUCAUGAAAUAAAUAAAAACAACCGUAGACCAAA
Messenger RNA from Micropterus dolomieu (smallmouth bass), 1732 nucleotides. RefSeq lists its product as uncharacterized. Bases 300 to 1244 code for a protein of 314 amino acids. The record is from RefSeq and is a predicted model, not a curated record. The transcript has 3 exons. Lineage: Eukaryota; Metazoa; Chordata; Actinopteri; Centrarchiformes; Centrarchidae.